CAGACGCGCAGCUGCCAGGAGAUCUGCGACGAGUCGCACAACCCGUGGAACUCGUGGGGCAAGUGCGACCAGACGACGGCGACGCAAGAGCGCACCCGUGCGAUCGUGAGCCCGCCAACGUCCGAUCAGCAGCCAUGCUCAACGUCGCAGACCCAGAGCUGCGCCGUCAACUGUGUGAUGGACAACUGGGGCCAAUGGACCAAGUGCGACGAGUGCACGGGCGUCCAGACCCGAACCCGUAAGGUCCUCAUCCCAGAACAGAACGGCGGCAACCAGUGCCCGCCGACCACCGACAGCCAGACGUGCGCCGUCACGUGCUUGGCGAGCGAGUGGAGCCCGUGGGGUGCGCCGGACAACACGUGCACGUGCAAGCGUACCCGCACGGAGAUUGCGCCAGCCAUCAACGGCGGCACCUGCCUCCUCGAGCAGGCCGACGCCACGUGCACGCAAAACUGCGAAGUCGGCGACUGGAGCGUCCCCGGCGAGUGCCUCAAGACCGGACCCAACGCCGGCCAACAGCGCUCGACGCGCACAGUGACCAAGAAGCAGUGCAACGGCGGCGCGGCGUGCCCCAAAGACCUCGAAAAGUUCACUCCCUGCAACGUCGACUGCGUCCUCAGCGACUGGUCGGACUGGAGUGUUUGCGACCUCAAGACGCAGCAGCAGACACGCACGCGCACGGUACUCCAGACAGCCUACAACAGCGGCGCCAAGUGUGGCCCGAAGGUCGACUACCGGGCCUGCGGCUCGUGCGCCGACAUCGUCUCGGCCUUUACGUACUCGGACUGCGACGCCAAGACGGGCACCCGCACCGGCUCGGCCACGUACCUCUACACUCCCCAGAACGGUCUCACGUGCAACCUCGCCGUGACCGAGACGUGCGCCGUCCACUGCGCGCUCUCCGAGUGGAACCAAGGCCAGUGCGCCGUGCGCGGAGACCUCGCGGGCCAGCAGGUCUGGACGCGCUCCGUUAUCACGGCGCCGCUCAACGGCGGUCGCCCGUGCGGUGACCUCACCAAGUACGAGCUGUGCGUCGUCAACUGCAAGCCGGGUGACACGUGGGGCGCGUGGUCCAACUGCAACGCGCAGGGCUUUUCGCGCCGCACCAUCAACAUCGACUACCCAGCGCAGAACGGCGGUCUCAACGAUGCGUGCUUGGUUGAAGAGCAAAAGACGUGCGCUGUUGAUUGUGUCAUCGACCCUGUCUCGGGCGACGUCACGCAGCCGUCGCUCAACGGCGGCAAGUCGUGCUACCAGAUCGCGAAGGAGAACGGCAUUCCGGGCAACUACCCCAAGUACUCGACCACGUCGAGCGUCUCGUUCAUGACGAUGCUCUCGAGCAACAAGUCGUACGCGCUCGCGGCCGCGGCCACGGGCGGCGUCGGCGUCAUGUUCCUCGUCGGCUUCUUCACGACGCGCCAGCGCAACGGCUACAGCUCGAUCGCGGGUCAGGCCUUGUAAACGGCGUCUUGCAUGUGGCAACGGUCGUCAUGGCAUUCGACCUACGUAUGAAGAAGAAAGUGUAUUUGUGAGUGAAUUAAUG
Saprolegnia diclina VS20 is the source of this 1543-nucleotide messenger RNA. RefSeq lists its product as hypothetical. The coding region runs from base 178 to 1461 and encodes 427 amino acids. Gene Ontology annotation, biological process: cell adhesion. The record is from RefSeq and is a predicted model, not a curated record. Lineage: Eukaryota; Oomycota; Saprolegniomycetes; Saprolegniales; Saprolegniaceae. The transcript has a single exon. Gene Ontology annotation, cellular component: extracellular matrix.